AAAUAUAAAAUACAGAUUAUUGUAUAAAAAACAAGAUUAUUAAAUGAAAAUAGAUAUAAAAUACAUUUAACUUUGUUAACAAUGUUUAAAUCGUUUAUUCAAGCAGAGGUGACGCUAUGCCGGAAGAUCUUUGUAAGAAGUCUUAACACUAGAUCACCAUGGGAUAUUGUGACAGGAGUUUGUGUGGAGAGGCUGCCAGUGGUUACUCCACCUUUGAACGAAAUGCAAAAGAAAUUUAUGGCUCUUCAAAGUACCUUGGAAAUUGAGAAGAGUAUGAAGUCAGAUCAUGAAAUUCGACAUGAAAGCGAUAAAAUCCAAGCUGAACUGCUAAAGAAGGAGUCAGCUGAUGUGGAUGUGGAUGCAGUGAGUAAAAUCACUGCUCAGGACUUUGAGGAUGCUUCUAAUGAAGAGCUGGCUCAGUUCAAAUUCGCUAGUAUAGAGACAGAUGCUGACAAAAAAGGUGACAAAACAUCAACGGAAAGAUGCCUCCAAAGACACCUGGUGCUGGUGACACCUAUCAAACUAGGCUCUGAUACCAAAACAUUACUACCUCAAGGAUUGUUGAAGGAAGGAGAGACUUUAAGACAGACUGCUGAAAGAAUAGUGAAGGAGCAGUGUGGUCCUGAACUGAAUGUGCAGUUUCUGUCAAAUGCACCUUGUGGGUUCUAUAAGUACAAAUAUCCUUCUGAAGUCAAUGGGAAAAUAGGUGCUAAAGUAUUCUUCUACUACGCUAAUUACAAAAGUGGAAAGCUAAACAAGACUAAAGGCAACUGGUUAACUCGCAAUGAACUACAAGACAUCUUGCCGGACAGAUAUAGCAAGUCUGUCAAGGAGUUUCUAAUAGAAGAGACAUAUUGAUAGUUUUAUAUAUAGAAUAGCAUUUUUGUAGUAAUAAAUAAAAUAUACCUUUAUAAUGUU
Messenger RNA from Spodoptera frugiperda (fall armyworm), 918 nucleotides. RefSeq names its product 39S ribosomal protein L46, mitochondrial (gene mRpL46). Gene Ontology annotation, cellular component: mitochondrial large ribosomal subunit. The record is from RefSeq and is a predicted model, not a curated record. The transcript is spliced from 6 exons. NCBI's taxonomy places the organism in Eukaryota, Metazoa, Arthropoda, Insecta, Lepidoptera, Noctuidae. Gene Ontology annotation, molecular function: structural constituent of ribosome. The coding region runs from base 82 to 858 and encodes 258 amino acids.